CAGAGACAGUGGUGAAGAAAUCUGUUAAUAAUGUUAAAUUGUGACUAAAAUAUGAUUCAGUAUUUUAAUGUUAAGAAACGAAAUCAUUAUAAUGUAUAUAAGAUUUAAAAUGACGUCAAGUCUUUAAAGGUCUGAAAUCAGCUGAAGAUGUUUAGUCUGCGUCUGCGUCCGUGGCUUCAGUCGGGGUUUCAGGUCUGCUGUGUUUCCCGCCACAGCGUUCACAAACUGGCUUCCCUCCACAAAGCCUCGACUCUGCCUCAGAAGAAAGUCCAAAGCUUAAUUUACCCCUUCAGUCAGCUGGAUGCUUACCUGGACAGGUCUGUGGACAGGACGGCGUUCCAGCUCUUUCAUCCCAGCGUGGACGAUGUUAUUAAAGCAGAGAAGCUCUUCUGCUCCUCUUCAUCUCAUAAGAUCGAUUACCACAUCUCUGCAGAGAGGAUGGAGCAAAUACCUGCCAUGAAACAGCCAGAGGUGUGUUUCAUCGGCAGGAGCAACGUUGGGAAGUCGUCUCUCAUCAAAGCUUUGUUCUCUCUGGCUCCAGAGGUCGAAGUCAGAGUCUCCAAAACUCCAGGUCACACGAAGAAGAUGAACUUCUUCAAAGUGGGCAAAGCUUUCACCCUCGUCGACAUGCCGGGUUACGGACACAGAGCUCCCAAAGACUUUGUGGACAUGGUGGAGCCGUACCUGUACGCCAGGAAAAAUCUUGCCAGGACAUUCCUGCUGGUCGAUGGCAGCGUUGGUCUUCAGACGGCCGACAGGAUCGCUCUGGAGAUGUGUGAGGAGACCAGACGUCCAUAUGUGAUGGUGGUGACAAAGAUUGAUAAAUGCGGGCGCGGAGCUCUGCUGACAAACUUACUGAAUCUUCAGGAUGUGGUAAAAACACAGACCACAAGCUGCUUCCCCCAGCCGUUCCUCGUCAGCUCCAUGGAGUUUUCGGGGAUCUACCUCCUGAGAUGCUUCAUUGCACACAUAACAGGAAGUAUCAGGUUAACAGACACUUCUCAAAGCUGAUCAGAGACCAGCUUUAACCUCACUGAGUGGAACCAGGACUUUGAUCUUUGUAGAAUAAAAAAACAAAGAAAAGGACUCAUGAUUUGAAAGAACUCUACGUUGUAAAGUGUUAAAUACAGCUGGAUGUGGGCAAAGGUCUGACUGUAGAAACGCCUUUU
This is a messenger RNA of Scomber japonicus (chub mackerel), 1169 nucleotides long. It is a transcript of the gene gtpbp8, whose product is annotated as GTP binding protein 8 (putative). The transcript is spliced from 8 exons. NCBI's taxonomy places the organism in Eukaryota, Metazoa, Chordata, Actinopteri, Scombriformes, Scombridae. Gene Ontology annotation, molecular function: GTP binding. The record is from RefSeq and is a predicted model, not a curated record. Gene Ontology annotation, cellular component: mitochondrion. Bases 148 to 1011 code for a protein of 287 amino acids.